Brugia pahangi is the source of this 1140-nucleotide messenger RNA. The record is from the annotation of a GenBank genome assembly. Lineage: Eukaryota; Metazoa; Nematoda; Chromadorea; Rhabditida; Onchocercidae.
AUGUGUACCACCAUCCCAUUGCUCGUAGUAGGAGUCAUUCCACUUCAUUCAUAUUUCUAUGCUGUUACCAAGAUCCUUUGCAUUACCCUUCAUGCUAAUGAAAGUGUAAAGGGCGUUGCAACAGCUGACGUUGGAAUAAUGAAGGAUGGUGCACCAAAGAAAAUUUUUCAACAGGGCAUGGAAUUGCAAGCAAAAUGCACAAUAUUUGCUGAAGUUUGCCGUGGACAUCUUUCUAAUUUUGUAAUGGAAAAGGACCUUCAAAGCCAUGGUGGAUCGUUCAUGUAUCAUAUCGAAGACAAUGGUCAGCCUCUUGUUUCUCUCGGCCUUAUAAUUGGUCUAGAUUACAAGAAUCCUCAUACAAAUUUGUAUCAGACAAGUCUGUUUCAUAAAAUGAAUGAAGAUUUGGAAUUCCAGUUAUUCAAGUCUCAUCUAUCCAUUCUUCAUUAUCUGGAAGGUGGGGAGCGAAUUACAUAUGAUGCUAGAACAGUGAAUGAAGGAGGAUAUCAAACAGUACCUCAGCUAACUGUGCCUGGUGGAUGUUUGGUUGGUUGUGCAGCAGGGCUGAUGAAUCCAGCAAAGAUUAAAGGUGUUCAUAAUGCCAUGAAAAAUGGUAUGAUCGCAGCGGAAGCAAUAUUUGAGGAUCUAGGUCCACACACACGAACAGUAAUUCCGGAAGAUUUCAAGCCGGAACUAUACAAAAGCUACAUAAUUAAAGAAAUGCGACGAAUGCGCAAUGUUCGUCCGUCUUUCAGAAGUCGUUUCGGAUGGAUAGUUGGCUUACCUUAUACUGCAUUUUUUUAUAUGUUACUACGUGGAAAUGAACCAUGGACCUUCAAAAAUAAAACUGAAGACUGGUUUCAGACAGAUUCAGCGUGGAAAUCGACAUCUAUUAACUACCCGAAACCUGUCGGCAAAGUGACAUUUGAUAUUCUGUCUUCAGUGGCUUUGACUGGCACAAAUCAUGAAGAAAAUCCUCAUCUGUUAUGGAGAAAUGAUGCCGAUGCUGAGUUAACUACAUGGCGUAGGUUUGCUGGCAUGACUGAACGGUUCUGUCCGGCAGGUGUUUAUGAAUAUGUGCCAUGCGAAACUAAAUGGGUUGCACCAGAAGGAGGCAAUGGUUCGAAGUACAAUGGUAUGUAA